Messenger RNA from Penicillium egyptiacum, 921 nucleotides. NCBI's taxonomy places the organism in Eukaryota, Fungi, Ascomycota, Eurotiomycetes, Eurotiales, Aspergillaceae. The record is from the annotation of a GenBank genome assembly.
AUGACUCCCGAAUCGGCUUCUACAGAUAGCUUGCUCAAUGAGAAGUCUCCUCAGGAGUUCACCUCUUACGCUACAGGUCGGCAGAAUGUUGCCUUUGUUGAUAUCAAGGUCAAGCUGCCUAAACGGUACAACCCGGUGACUUACUGGAUGGACUAUACGUUCAGCUUCUUCUGGGAGAGCUGGCCUGCUCCUGCUGAGAGGAUCGAAGCUACUUCGUAUGCGUUCGAUGGCAAGGAGAAGGAUCUGGUUCCCGUUCCCGCCAAGGAUUCGUCCUCUUUAAAGGUUAACAACUCGGCUUAUGAUGGAUUUGUUUGGGCUAUUGUACACAAAAGUAGUAUGCGCAAGUUCCGUCAGGACCGCUACGAUGCUUCGAUCACUUUUACUAAGGAAAACGCCAAAUUGCCUCCCUGGGUGACUGUGAUGACGGAGAGCGCUGAGAUUACUGAGGCGCUUCUCACUCCCGAGCUGAUCAAGGCCAUUGAGCAGGCCGGCCAUGAGUUUGAGUACUUGAUUGUUACUGACCAGCCGACUGACAAGCCGGUGAAGGUCGAGGAAGCCACUCCCAGGAAGCGUAUCAGCCUUUCGAUGCGCAUUCCCUCCGCAUCUGAUGCCUACGCCAGUAAUCUGCCGCUGUUCCAGCAAUUCCUCGGUUUCGCAGACAAGCUCGUUGCGUCUGCGCACUUCCGUGCUGAGGUGAUGCGCAAGGUCCGGAACGUUCGUGAAGCCGAGAUCAAGAAGCUCCGCCGUGCCGACGAAGAAGGGAAGGCUGAGGAACGCAAGGUCGCUACGGAAAAGCAGAAGAAGGAAGAGCGAGAGCGUAUCCUCCGUGGUAUGACUGCGGACGAGCAGCGCAAGUACCUCGAUCGCGAGAAGGAGAAGGAGAACAGACGUUCCACGAAGAAGGCAACUCGGAGGGCUUAG